Molecule: messenger RNA, 3950 nt
Organism: Oryzias melastigma (Indian medaka)
Lineage: Eukaryota; Metazoa; Chordata; Actinopteri; Beloniformes; Adrianichthyidae
Gene: pyroxd2
Product: pyridine nucleotide-disulphide oxidoreductase domain 2
Exons: 16
Coding region: 1626-3368 (580 amino acids)
Molecular function (GO): oxidoreductase activity
Source: RefSeq, a predicted model, not a curated record
GAGCUGUUAGAGCUUAAUUGAAUUUUCUGUUUUAUUGCCUGGAAGGGCCUUCAAGGGCUGCAGUGUUGAAUUUCUGCCGACAAAGGGGAAUGAAGUGUUAAUUUCUGCUUACAAGAACAAAAUCUCCAGUCUGUAUUCUAUGAUCUUGUUAUGGUUGAUUGGCUGUUUUCCGCAGACACUCCUUUAAGGAAAACCAAGCAGACGGCUUAUUAGGAUCAUUCCUCUUCCCUGAAAGUAAUGCUACUCUAAUACGCCAAGGGAGAAAGGAAUUUUAAGUCUCGAAGGAAACUCUAGAUCAUCAUAAAACCCCAUUUCAUUCUCCCUACCAAGAGAGUGCACAAUCUAUACAAACCCCAGGAGUUGUUUUACACUGUCUAAGCAGAACAUAGUUAAAAAUCCACAUUAUAAAGGCAAGAUGAGAAGAUAAUUUGCUAAUGUUCUGCUGUGUUUAGUUGUUUUUGCUCCAAUCAUCACCCUCUAUUCCUGUUAUCCCAGCCAACGAGCUCCCACUCUGAGGCAGUCUGCUCUAUGGAUCUCUGUUUAUCCGUCCACGCAAUUGAUGUAUGGCCUCUUAACUCAUUAUUGCAUGGAAGAUGAACCACUAGGUCAACAUGACAUCUUCAACAGCAACACUAGGAAACCAUUUCGCCUUAAGAGCUCAUCUUAAAGCUCUUAAGACGGGUCCUUAUACCUUGAUAGAACUCAAACCUGGACAAGCAAAAAAUAAAAAACAUUGAGUAAAGAAUAAUAUACAUCAUAUAAAUAUUUGUAGUCUACUUUUCCAGUCAUUUUCUAGAUGUAGAUGGUAGAUUUUUAUCCAAUUCCUUUCCCAAGUCAUAUAUUUUAUCUCGUUCACUUUGUAUAGUUAUUUUUGCGUCCAUAAGUAGAUGUUAUGUGUUUUUCUUUUAUUUGUGGGCAUCUAAUUUCUUUAAUUUGGAAUUCGAAUGCAGGUUCCAUUUUAUUUUUUCCAUGCCAUUUUAAUUAUACUUCCUUCAGUUACUAAACUUUUCAAAUUCCUUUCAUUCUUUGAUCAUUUCAGCUUGGGGCCUUCUUUCUGUGAUCCACACAUUCCCAUUCCUGGUCCAUGUGGAUACAAUUUUUUUUCUUUCAAUUUUUGUGUUUUUCUUUGGGUAUUUUUUUUCUCUUGGAUUAUUGCAGGUCAUCACAUUUGGGGGAGAAGUCAGAACAUUUAGUGGGGCUCUACCCCCCUCUGCUCAUGUAUCCGCUCUUGGAAUCAGAGCUUUGGUUUCUCAGUGUCAGAAGGUCAAUUUCGCCCUCCUGUGGUCCAAAGGAGAAUGACAGAUUGAACUUAUUUGUGUCUCAUUUUCUACUUUUACUGAUAAGGAAAAAAAAAACUUUGGAGCAAACAUCUGAGAAAACAUUUUAUCUUCUGAUAGUUUAUAAACCUUUUGUCUAUGCGUAAAACCAGACAAAAUAGGAUUAAUGUAAUAUAUGUUCUCUUUUUGUUUUAUUUUGCUCCCAAUUAAUUUUUAUAACCCCCAAAAAGUCUAAAUCAUUUUUAAAAAUCUAUAUGGGGAUGUGAUCUUUUUAGCCAUACUGCUCCUGCAUGGAGCUCCAUAGUAAGGAGGCGGGACUGUAGCGUUUCAGCGCGUCAGACCGUCGACAUGGCUGCAGCUGCAGCGGCGCGCAUCGAUCGAGGACACAGAUCUGUGUCUCUUUUGGGAACACUGACUGGAUGCAGAGCGAUCCACGCCGCGCCAAAAUCUCGUUAUGACGCGCUGGUCGUCGGAGGAGGACACAAUGGACUCGUGGCAGCUGCGUUUCUUCAGAAGGGAGGGGUGAAGACAGCUGUGUUGGAGCGCAGACAUGUGCUUGGAGGAGCAGCUGUCACAGAGGAGAUCUUCCCUGGAUUCCACUUCUCCAGGUGCUCCUACCUGCUCAGUUUGUUGCGACCUCACAUAAUUAGAGACCUGGAGCUCAAGAAACAUGGACUUAAGGUGUACAUGAGAGACCCUCAUGCGUUCACCCCUAUGUUGGAAGACGGGGUGAGAGGUGCCCCACCACGGUCCCUCACCCUGGGCUCAGAUCUGGCCAGCAACCAGAGGGAGAUUGCCAAGUUUUCCCAAAAGGACGCAAAGGCUUACCCAGAAUUCACUGCACAUCUUGAGAAGCUAGCAGGAGCUAUCCACCCUCUGCUGGACAGUCCACCUGUAGAUAUUCCAGGUGUAAUGACUGGAUCCCUGAAGAAAAGGCUGUCUGCAGCUAAGACUCUAAUGCCAGUUCUGAAAUGUGGUUUAAAACUUGGAAGGAAUGUUCCUGAUUUUUAUGAGAUUAUAACUGCACCCAUUAUGAAGAUUCUCUCUCGUUGGUUCGAAUCGGAGCCCCUGAAGGCAACUCUGGCUACUGAUGGUGUGAUUGGAGCAAUGACCAGUCCCAGUAAUCCUGGUAGCGGGUAUGUGCUCUUACAUCAUGUGAUGGGAGAGCUGGAGAAGGAGAAGGGCGCAUGGGGCUACGUGGAGGGAGGCAUGGGAGGCGUGUCUCAGGCGAUGGCUAGAGCCGCUCGAUCCUAUGGAGUUGAUAUUUUCACUGAGAAGGAUGUGGAGCAGAUUCUUGUUGCUUCAGAUGGAUCUGCAAAGGGAGUUGCAUUAAAGGAUGGCACAGAGAUAAAUAGUAAAGUUGUUUUGUCAAAUGCAACCCCAUAUGUUACCUUUAGGAACCUCACACCUCAGGCUGCCCUUUCAUCCGAGUUUAUCAGAGCGGUAGAUCAGAUUGACUACACCUCGCCUGUCACAAAGAUAAAUGUGGCAGUGGACAAACUACCAAACUUCUUAGCAUGUCCCACCCCGGAUGGUAAACCUGGACCCCACCAUCAAUGCUCCAUCCAUCUGAACUGUGAAAGUGUGGAAGUGCUGGAAACUGCAUAUAAAGAAGCCACAAAUGGACACCCAUCUACAAGACCUAUGCUGGAAAUGACCAUUCCCUCUGUGUUAGAUCCCACUCUGGCUCCCCCUGGCUGUCAUGUAGUGUCACUCUUCACUCAGUUCACCCCUUACCAUGUGGAGGGCAGGGAGUGGACCAGCCAAGAGCGAGAGGCUUUUGCCGACACUGUGUUUGAUUGGGUGGAACAGUACGCCCCGGGGUUCAAAAAGUCAGUAGUGGGCAGAGACGUCCUGUUGCCACCAGAUCUGGAGAGGAUCUUUGGACUCACUGGAGGGAAUAUCUUCCACGGUUCAAUGUCUCUGGACCAGCUCUAUCUAGCAAGGCCUUUGCCCUCCCUCUCAAACUACCGCUCACCAAUUAAAGGGCUCUAUCUGUGUGGUAGUGGAUGUCAUCCAGGUGGUGGUGUGAUGGGUUCUCCUGGCUGGAAUGCAGCACUCACUGUCAUGGCUGAUCUGAAACGCCACUAGGACACAGCAGCACGAGGGUGGUUCCUUCUACAACGUCUAUUCUGCAUUUUUAAAAAGCUUUACAAGCUUUGAAUUGCUUUAACUUCAUCAGAAGUGUAGAGCUGCAAGGUGACAUAGAUAGAUGAAUAUAUGUGAUAUUUAAAGGACACAUAACAGCUUUUAAGAAUAAUUAGGUUAUCUAAGUUUAAAAUCCACUAGUAAAGAUUGUUAUUUAGUUGAUGACAGAACCUUACUAACUACCACAAGUGUUAGGAUUUUUUAAUAAUAGAUUUUUUUUAAAUGUGAAAAAUAUUUUGUAUUAACCAGGAAUAGUUUUUAAUAAAUUCAUAACUAUUUUAAAAUGUUGUUUUUAUUUAUUUUUUUAUGCAUAUGUAUGUAUGAAAUCUUUUUUUUUCUUUCUCUAAAAUAUUUCCAUCAGUAAGAAUGUCUGGUAUUCAAAUGGUAUUUCUUCAAUUUUUCUGAAGUUUUAUAUUCUGUUCUAGCUCUCUUCAUCAAGACACAAACUUUCCAAAACUGUUUUAUAGAAAAGUAAACUUAAAGCAUAAAAUGGGAAUGAAUCUAUUUACAAAUUCCUAAUCAAGG